Molecule: messenger RNA, 942 nt
Organism: Adineta ricciae
Lineage: Eukaryota; Metazoa; Rotifera; Eurotatoria; Adinetida; Adinetidae
Source: the annotation of a GenBank genome assembly
AUGGAUCAUUCUAAUACCUAUUCGAAAUCAACAGCAUUUUCAUCGUUUACACCCAUUUGUACUAACGAGCGUUCAUCUACAACUACCUAUGGUGAAGGAUGUGUUUAUACAGGUCCUUUACCUGCACAAUACCAUGAAACUCAAGCGAAAUCGAUUCAAGAGUUAUCAAAAAAUGCGUCCUCUCAAGCCGAUAGCCAACAGUCGUCGACAUCCCAAUCAUCAAGUACAAAUAACCUAUCUCUAUCAACAUCACCAUCGACGGAAGUCGUGAGUGGAAACAGCACUAUUAAUAACAAUCAGUAUCAAUUUAAAGUGAUGUUACUAGGUGAUAGUGGUGUCGGUAAAACAUGUUUAUUGGUUCGAUUCAAAGAUGGAACAUUCUUAGCAGGAAGUUUUAUUGCCACUGUUGGAAUUGAUUUCCGAAAUAAAUUAGUGACAUUAGGCGAUAAAAAGAUCAAACUACAAAUCUUUGAUACUGCAGGGCAAGAACGUUUCCGUUCGGUCACGCAUUCAUACUAUCGUGAUGCCAACGCAUUACUGUUGCUUUAUGAUGUCACAUCAUAUUCAUCAUUUGAAAAUAUCUCAGCUUGGUUGAGUGAAAUUAAAGAAUUUGCUAAUGACAGUGUGAUUAUAAUGUUAGUUGGGAAUAAAAUUGAUAAAUCUCAACGUGUCGUUUCUCGUGAAGCUGGCGAACGUUUAGCAAGAGAUUAUGAAGUUAGUUUUCUUGAAACAUCAGCUAAAACAGGACAAAAUGUUGAAUUAGCAUUCAUGGCCACGGCACAGGCACUGCUCGAUAAGGAACUGAGUCGGAAAGAUCCUCAGAAUGGACAUUUUACGUUAAAUGAUAUGGUGAAAAUGUCGGGCAUGUCAUUAAUGAAUAACAAUCGAGAUAAUUAUAAUAAUACGACAAGUGGUACGACAGCUAAUGGUUGGUGUUGUUAG